This is a messenger RNA of Closterium sp. NIES-65, 675 nucleotides long. The record is from the annotation of a GenBank genome assembly. Lineage: Eukaryota; Viridiplantae; Streptophyta; Zygnematophyceae; Desmidiales; Closteriaceae.
AUGCCUAGUCAGGAUAGCAUUCUGGGGGCUUCUCCCCUUAUGGACCCUCGUUUUGCCAUGAUGUUCGCUCCUUCUGUUAAUGGCAAUGAUUCUCAGUAUCUUGGUCCCACAGUUGCUGCUCUUUCCCUCCCUCACACUCUUGAGUUUGUUCUUGACAGUGGUGCUACUGACUCUGUCUUUUGUGAUGCUGGUGUGCUUCGCUCUUUUCCCGUCCCCUCCAUUCAAGGGGCUGGGGAUACCAUGUACAUGACUUGCACCGCUACAUCUUCUCUUCCUUGUCCUGCCUACCCCUCUGGUGCUGUGACUGGCCUCUAUGUUCCUUCCUGCCGCCACAACCUUCUUUCUCUCUCUGCUCUCCAACGUCUUUGUAUGCAAGCUAUCUUUCCUGAAUGUGACUCCUACUGUGAUCUCUAUCACCGCAACCGCCAUCUUGCACGCUUCACUCUUUCUCCUAUCAAUCGCCUCUACACUCUUUGUGUCUCUCUUCCCUCCUCUGCCCAUCAUGCCUCUUCCGCUUGCGCCCCUCUCGUUCCCUCCUGCGAAUGUCGCUCUCUUGUUCAACCUACUCUUCUCCUUCGCCAUCGACUUGGCCACCCCGACUCUCCUCUUCUUCGCAGCCAAACUCUCCCAGUCACCUCAUCCCUCUUCUCCCUCUGCCUCUCCCCAACCCCUUGA